Messenger RNA from Archocentrus centrarchus (flier cichlid), 1117 nucleotides. It is a transcript of the gene fbxo2, whose product is annotated as F-box protein 2. The record is from RefSeq and is a predicted model, not a curated record. The coding region runs from base 190 to 720 and encodes 176 amino acids. Gene Ontology annotation, biological process: SCF-dependent proteasomal ubiquitin-dependent protein catabolic process; glycoprotein catabolic process; ERAD pathway. The transcript is spliced from 6 exons. NCBI's taxonomy places the organism in Eukaryota, Metazoa, Chordata, Actinopteri, Cichliformes, Cichlidae. Gene Ontology annotation, molecular function: ubiquitin protein ligase activity. Gene Ontology annotation, cellular component: SCF ubiquitin ligase complex; cytoplasm.
UUUUUUUGUUUUUUUCAUGAGUCCUCGCAGUCUAUAAAAGCCACUCUAUCACCAGGGUGCAACUCUGCAGAGCAAUUCAAGUGUGGGUCAGAGAAAGAGUCGGAGGAAACAGAAGACUGCACUUGGCCACCCUCCUGUCUUAGCAGUUUUUCCUGUGCAGGUCCUGCCUUCUCUGACUAAGCUGUAAUCAUGACCAGAAACCUGCUGAAGAACCCCAGUGGGGAAGAGCAGCUGGAAUUCUGGGAGCUGACGGAGAAUGGCGGGAGCCAGUGGAAGGUGGAGGAUAUGCCGGGAGACUGUGGUCACGCCUUUUGCAGUGAAGGAGUGACUAAAUACUUUGCAACCUCCUUUGAGCUGUGUCUGAAGAGACAGGUGAUCGACCUGUUGGCAGAGGGAUAUUCAUCUGAACAGCUGGAUGCUCAGCCUCCUGUCACAGUAGAAGACUGGUACUGUGGGAGGACGGACUGCGGCUGCACCUACCAGAUGACUGUGUGUCUGUUAGAUGAGGAUCACGAGGUCAUACAGGAGUUCAGACCUGAUCCGGUCACUCUGGAUCCCGACUGUGACGACUGCUCAUGGAAACAGGUCAGCCACACAUUUUCUGAUUAUGGCCCCGGGAUGCGUUUCAUUUCCUUUGAACAUGGAGGACAAGACACCAAGUUCUGGGAUGGUUGGUUUGGAGUCCGUGUCACUGGCAGCUCUGUUACUAUUGAGGUCUAAACAUCAGUAACAACAGGAAAAGGGAACCAAGGAAUAGUGACAGGUGGAGUAAAGAACUAGAAUAAUAUUAGGGCUUCAGACUGAAGGCCGGCUUCACCUUACACCUUCGUGUAGGCUGCAUUUUUGCUGUUCAUGCUGUGAAAACAUAGUGCUUCUUUGGGGAUUUCAGUUACAUAUUUCUUAAACACUACCAUGGUGUCUUGGCUUUACUAACCUGAAAAUAUUGAAACUGCUGCCUGCAUCACAGUUAUUAGCUACAACAUAAUCUGUUAACUACUACCUCUGCAGUACUCGGGGUAAAGUAAGGGACUCACUCGGUGGGCGGGGUGUUGAGAGAAUGUUUUAACAAUCAAACUGGAAUUAUAAUUAGGAAAUAAACCAAACAGUAAAUAAAUAA